This is a messenger RNA of Chanos chanos (milkfish), 2943 nucleotides long. RefSeq names its product OTU deubiquitinase 7A (gene otud7a). Gene Ontology annotation, biological process: protein K63-linked deubiquitination; protein deubiquitination involved in ubiquitin-dependent protein catabolic process; protein K11-linked deubiquitination. Gene Ontology annotation, cellular component: cytoplasm; nucleus. The transcript is spliced from 13 exons. NCBI's taxonomy places the organism in Eukaryota, Metazoa, Chordata, Actinopteri, Gonorynchiformes, Chanidae. Gene Ontology annotation, molecular function: DNA binding; zinc ion binding; cysteine-type deubiquitinase activity. The record is from RefSeq and is a predicted model, not a curated record.
GCGCUUCCACAUGAUCACAUGACUCUGGACAUGGACGCGGUCCUGUCAGACUUUGUUCGGUCCACUGGGGCAGAACCGGGUCUGGCACGAGACCUGCUGGAAGGUAAAAACUGGGACUUGAGUGCUGCUCUCAGUGACUAUGAACAGCUGCGGCAGGUCCACACAGCCAACUUGCCACAGGUCUUUAACGAGGGCCGGUACUACAAGCACCCUGAGCGCAACACACCCCAGCACGUCAGUAAGGUGGAACCAUGUGUGCAGAGACAUGAGGAGAACACUCAGGAGAAGCGUCUCUCGCGUGGCAUCUCGCACGCCAGCUCUGCCAUCAUGUCUUUGGCACGGCUUCACGUGACGGGUGAAAGUGCCAGGGAGCAACUGCCUCUCGACAUGCCCAUCUACACCUUCCAGCUGCCGGACCUGAGCGUCUACAGCGAGGACUUCCGCAGCUUCAUCGAGCGAGACCUCAUCGAGCAGUCCACCAUGGUGGCCCUGGAACAGGCCGGUCGACUCAACUGGUGGUCCAACAUGUGCACCAGCUGCAAAAAACUCCUCCCAUUGGCCACCACUGGAGACGGCAACUGUCUGUUGCACGCUGCCUCUUUAGGAAUGUGGGGGUUCCAUGACAGGGACCUGGUCUUGAGGAAGUCCCUGUAUGCCAUGAUGAAGAGUGGAGCUGAGAGGGAGGCUCUGAAAAGGAGGUGGAGAUGGCAACAAACACAGCAGAACAAAGAGUCGGGGCUGGUGUACACAGAGGAAGAGUGGGAGAGAGAGUGGAAUGAACUCCUGAAAUUAGCCUCUAGUGAACCACGCACACACAUCAGCAAGAAUGGCAACAACAGUGGAGGGGUGGAUAACUCGGAGGAUCCGGUUUAUGAGAGCCUGGAGGAGUUCCAUGUGUUUGUGCUGGCUCACGUGUUGAGACGGCCCAUAGUGGUGGUGGCCGACACCAUGCUGCGAGACUCCGGAGGGGAAGCUUUUGCUCCCAUUCCUUUCGGAGGGCUGUAUCUGCCCCUGGAGGUGCCACCAAACCGAUGCCACUGCUCCCCACUGGUGCUGGCAUACGACCAAGCCCACUUCUCUGCUCUGGUGUCAAUGGAGCAAAGAGACCAACAGCGAGAACAAGACUGCCCUCAGAAGUCUGAUGUGACGUCCAAAAUGCAUAUGGCGCUCGAGAAGGUCAGUCAAGGACACUGACCAACGGUUUCCAGCAGGGAGAAUGGCUACACCGUCAUCCCUCUGACUGACUCAGAGCACAAGCUGCUUGCCCUGCACUUUGCCGUGGACCCCGGACCAGACUGGGAGUGGGGGAGGGACGAUAAUGACAACGCCAAGCUGGCCAAUCUGAUUCUGUCACUGGAGGCAAAAUUGAAUCUUCUGCACAGCUACAUGAAUGUAACGUGGAUUCGAAUUCCAUCAGAGACAAGGGCUCCUUUGGCUCAGCCGGAGUCGCCCACAGCCUCAGCAGGUGAGGAUGUCCAGUCUCUGGCUGAAUCCAUGGACUCAGACCGAGAAUCCGUCGGCAGCAACUCCAACGUCAACAAUGGCAAGUCCAGCAAAGAAAAGGACAAGGAAAAGCAACGCAAGGACAAAGACAAAACCAGGGCAGACUCAGUGGCCAACAAGCUUGGCAGUUUCAGCAAAACUCUGGGCAUCAAGCUGAAGAGGAACAUGGGAGGUUUGGGUGGACUGGUACACGGCAAGAUCAGCAAAUCCAACUCAACAAACGGCCGCAGCGUUGAGAACGGGGAACAGAAGCCUAAGAAAAAGGAUUCGAAAACCCGCAAGGGCAGCAAAGAGGAGUCUGGCCAAUCGGCCAGCACAUCUUCAUCAGAGAAGGCCACCAGUCCCUCACCCACAGAUGGAGCGUCGGGGAGUUCCCCCGGCGAGAGGCAGCCAGGUUCAGGAAAAGCAUCUGGUGACCGUGCGUUGGAGAGCUGGAAAUACAGCACGGACGUCAAGCUGAGCCUCAACAUUCUACGGGCCGCCAUGCAAGGCGAACGGAAGUUCAUCUUUGCCGGGCUCUUGCUCACCAGCCAUCGGCAUCAGUUCCACGAGGAGAUGAUCAGCUUCUACCUGAGUAGUGCUCAGGAACGCUUCACUGCCGAACAGGAACAGAAGAGGAAAGCUGAGGCUGAGAAGAAGGCUUCGACCAACGGGGCGGCCUUGAAGAAACCGGAACAGGAGAGUGUGUUUCAGAGAGAACGCUCAGACAGCUCUCCGCCCGAGAGCUGCUCGCCGGUCCUCCAUCCGAGCCAUAACCCACAGCUGACAAUGAAGGCGCAGGAGAGAAACAGCCCCACCCUGGUGGGCUCCCCGAUCUCUACUCCCAUCCCCACCCCCGUCCCCGCCUCUUCCAUGUCUCCGAUCCCAUUUUCCUCCCCCAGUAUCGGUGCUAAGAGACAAGGGCCCGUCCCAGUGUCUGCCCACUAUAGCCAUACCCCGCCCAUCCAGAGGCACAGUGUCAUCCACCUGCGAGAUGUCAACGUCCAGUCGCCCAGCUUCCAGGAUGACCCUUAUAAGCCAGUGGUGGGUACUUUGAAGACCUGUGCCACAUACCCCCAGCAGAACCGUUCACUGUCCUCCCAGAGCUACAGCCCAGCCCGCAUGUCUGGGGUACGCACCAUCAAUGCAGUGGAGGCUCUUCCAUACAACAUGCCCGGGGAGCACAAGUCACACACAUACACCAAUGGCUUCGACGCAGGCGACAUCCGGGACAGCCUGGAGUUCGCCGACGAAGACCCGACGCCACACGCCUGGCUCAGCCACGAUAAAACCAAAGGGAGGAACAGCGGCUGUCCCAUGUACUGCUUCCAGCAGAAACGCUGUAAGAGGGAGAACUGCUCCUUCUACGGCAGACCAGAGACGGAGAACUACUGCUCUUAUUGCUACAGGGAGGAGCUAAAACGCAGGGAGAGGGAGGGCAAGACACACCGGCCUGGAUAG